AUGGCGCAACAGCCUUCUCUCAGCUCCAACAAUCCCUUUCGUCGCAAAGACCCUGGCUCUUCUGCGCCCGCCGCCCCACCUACGGCCAUCCCAAGGUUCACCGAAUUCGACGAAACGCCGAGUCCGCCGCCCGCUCUGCCACCGGCGGACCUAUUUCGACACCAGUUGCAAUCGCUUUCCAGCUCUGACCAACCGCCCCCUACGACAAGCUUUCAAAAACCAAAGGUGGUCAAAAAGGUCCGCGUGCAGUCGCCCCCGCCUUCGUCUCCCGACUCUCCCGGCGUACCCCAGCGCUUCCCACCUGUCGAGCUAUCCGACGAUGACAGCAGCAGCAACAGUAGCGAUAAAACAUACGAACAGCUCGAUCCGUUCACCUAUGCCCCGUCAACGGGUUCGGUCGACGUGUCCGAUCUCGGGGAUGAGCCCCAAUCCAUACCGACAUAUCGAACCCCACCGAAUCCCUUUCAGAAAACCUUGGAGGAUUUGGAAGUCGGGGUGACAAAGCCGGAACAGAACCUCGACACGACCUCAAGCACAAAGGGCGGGCUGGAUGUUGGUGCGUUUGGCCGGUUGUUGUUGACGGGUCAAGCCGCUGGAAGCACAGGUUUAUCGCAGGCGACCACACCAUACACACAGCACACUCGGAAACCAUCAAUACCGAGCGGCGAUGGCGCAAGCGCAACAGAUACAUCAUCUGCCUCACGGCAGUCUAUAUCCGAUACGCUGCAAGCUGUUCAGGAAACCCCACAGACCUCCCGCGAGACGUCAGAGCACGGCGGAGAAGAUGACCCGGGUUUGACCAACAGCUCGCCGGUUGCUUUACAACAGGCUCCGACCGUCGUGAAGAAGAAGCCGCUGCCGCCGAGUUCGCGGCAUGGGAAGCUGAUUAAACCCGGGUCGGCCGGGGAGGCAAAAGGGACAACCGGCGGGGCACGACCCCCGUCAACCAGUUUGAACCACAGAGCUGCUACUCUACCUCCGGCCUUUCCGUCAAACGCGCGACCCGUCACGCCAUCUGGCGCUAACAAGCCUCUGCCCCUCGCCCCGAAAAGGUCGCCCGCGGGGGAGGCUGAGGAGAACGUGUUUGACCGCGAAGCAGCUGGCAAGACCCCGGAGCCGGAGAUACAACCAGGGCUCAACAUUGUCAUGCCUCCGAGGCCAUCAACACCCCCGAACACAUCACACGCACCGUCAAAUGCCGCGACCACAGCGGCGCAGUCGGCCAGAAAGCCAGUACCUCCCCCAAGGCGUCAGCCUCACGGCCGUUCAGAGAGCAAAGGAGUAUCGGGCGCGACACCAGCACUCCAGCAUGACGACACAGACCCCUCACAUAGGCGAUCUUCUAUGGACUCGACAAGAUCACGCUCUUCCAGUCUGCGCGUCAGCAUACACGCCCCAGCCCCCCCUCCGCCACGUCGGCCUACCAAUCCCUCCCGCGGUUCCAGCACCUACGGUAUGCCACCGCCCAACGUGCCACCCACGGAUGCUCCCACCGAGCCCUCGCCAAUCUCCGGUCCUAUCGUAGCCUCUCCUCCCAUAAUAGCAAGCGACGCCUCCAACAGUAACAGCACCCCCAAGUCAUUAACCACCGGCCCCGCAUCAACCUCAACCUCAGCCCCAACUUCGGCCCUGGCCCCUGCUCCGGCCCCGGCGGCGAUAGCCAAACUCGUCCCGCCACCCCCACCCCCGGCGCGUGGCGCCUCGGUCCGCGGGAAGAGGCCGACGAGACCCCUAUCUGGCGUGUCGUCACAAGACCCGGGCUUGCUCCCGAGGAGGUCGAGCGGCGGGAGCCGCGCUGGCAAGGAACCGCCGCCGCCGCCGACGAGGAAUCGCGACAGGGGCGGGAGUCGGGGGAGUGUGGACGGUGGUGGCGGUGGGGUGUCGGUGCAGAAUGGUGCUGCUGGUGAUGGUGGUGAUGGUGGUGGUGGUGUGGGGGGCGGCCCAGCGGAGCCGUCGCAUGCGGGGGAUAUAUUGGCGGAUUUGGAUGCCUUGCAGAGGGAAGUGGAUGCGUUGAGGGGACAGGUUAGAAGGGAAUGA
This is a messenger RNA of Chaetomium globosum CBS 148.51, 2037 nucleotides long. RefSeq lists its product as uncharacterized. The record is from RefSeq and is a predicted model, not a curated record. The transcript has a single exon. The coding region runs from base 1 to 2037 and encodes 678 amino acids. Lineage: Eukaryota; Fungi; Ascomycota; Sordariomycetes; Sordariales; Chaetomiaceae.